Messenger RNA from Phragmites australis (common reed), 1323 nucleotides. RefSeq names its product aspartic proteinase nepenthesin-2-like. Bases 1 to 1323 code for a protein of 440 amino acids. The record is from RefSeq and is a predicted model, not a curated record. The transcript has 2 exons. Gene Ontology annotation, cellular component: extracellular region. NCBI's taxonomy places the organism in Eukaryota, Viridiplantae, Streptophyta, Magnoliopsida, Poales, Poaceae.
AUGGGCCGGAGCCUCCCGCUGGUAGUGAGAGCAGUAGUUGUUCUUUUCCUGGAGGUGCAACGCGCGGGGAAAGAGGAGGUGAAAUGCGCGGGGAAAGAGGAGGUGAAACGCGCGGGGAAAGACUUCCUCAAGUCGCUUUUCGGAGGCCAGAACAUCGACGGCAAACUGGAGAACGCGGCCGACACCACGGGUCUCUUCAUCUUCAACCUCUCCGUUGGUACGCCGUCCCCGCAGAACAUAUCCAGUAUCCUUGAUAUCACCAGCUCGCUUGUGUGGUCGCAGUGCGCGCCCUGCACCGCCUGCUUGCCGCCGCCGGCGCCAACCUUCCAGCCCAAUCUGUCGCCCACCUUCGUCAAGCUUCCCUGCGGCAGCCAGACGUGCCAGCAAGUGCUCAAGCAGACAUGCGCCGCUGACGCCACGGACGACUCCUGCGGCUACAUCGCCAUCUACGACGAGGACACCAACACGACCGGCUACCUCGCCACCGAUACGUUCACGUUUGAUAGCACCCAAAUUCCCGGCUUGGUGUUCGGCUGCAGCAGCACGAGCGUCGGCGACUUCUCCGGCGCGUCCGGCAUCUUCGGCUUCAAUAGGGGACCCCUGUCCCUGGUGUCGCAGCUCCACCUCUCCUGGUUCUCCUACUUCUUGGCACCCGAAGACUUUGACAGCGGCGUCUUCUUCCAAUUAGGUGGUGAUGACAAUGUGACGUGGACGCAGAACAGCCCCUCUACUCGUCUCCUCACCAGCCCCCUACACCCUGACCUCUACUUUGUCAACCUCACCGGCAUAAGAGUCAACGGCGAGGACCUGGACAUCCCGGCCGGGACGUUCGACUUCCGGGCAAACGGAUCCGGCGGGGCGUUCCUGAGCACGACCAUGCCAGUAACGUUCCUCGAGGAGGCCGCGUACAACAUCGUAAGGCAGGCUUUCGUCAACAGUAUCGCGUCGCAGCCAGUCAACGGUUCAGAACUGGGCCUUGACCUGUGCUACACAAUGCAAUCCAACGUGACGGUCCCGAAGCUCACGUUGGUGUUCCACGGCACGAACGCGACUAUGGAGCUCAACAAGUACAACUACUUCUUCGCCGACAACACCACCGGCCUGGAAUGCCUGAGCAUACUGCCGUCGCCGGCGGGUGUGUCGCUCUCGCUCCUGGGCAGCUUGCUGCAGACGGGCACGAUCAUGACUUACGACAUCACCAACGAGAAGCUCAUUUUCGAGACUGCGGCUGAGCCGCCGGCGUCCUCUCUCGGCUCUCGCGCGUCCCUGAUGAUGGUAUUCCCUUUGGCAGUAUGCAUGGGUGCUGCUAUUCUAGCUAUAUAG